GUGGAAGGGCAACUCGGCGGCUGCUAGGUUUUAUCGUAACUGGUGGCUAUGUGUUGAAUGUAAAUCGACUCUGUCGCAAUAGAUCUGGAAGAAAAAAAACUGAAGAAAAGAAAAAGAAAAAAAAACAACAGACCGAUUCUUCCACCGAUCCUGUCUUUUCUCGUCCCACGACGAGUCAUUGAGACUUUUGGAAGUAUAACACAAAAAAGAAAAAAAAAGCUUAACUAAACUCCUUAUAAUCAUUUUAGAUUUCGAGGACCGUUUCUGGAGGAGCAACAGCACCAUUUCCAACAGUUGGUACUUGUCUAAGUUCACACACUGAUAUGUGGGUAUUUGGAUACGGUUCCUUGAUCUGGAAAGUUGAUUUCCCUUACAAGAGCAAGCUGGUUGGUUACAUCAAAGGAUAUGUCCGCAGAUUUUGGCAAGGCAGUGAAGAUCACCGUGGGGUUCCCGAAAAACCAGGCAGAGUGGUUACAUUGGUACAAAGUGAUAAUCCUGAGGCUAUCGUGUGGGGAGUUGCCUAUGAGAUUGCGUCAGAAGAUGCAGAGAGUGUACGCAACCAUUUGGACUACAGGGAGAAAGGUGGAUACAAAUCAGUCACUGUGCAAUUCCAUCCUAUCAGUACCGAAAACAAGAGCCCUUUUGAGCUGACCUUAUACAUUGGGACCGAAGACAACCCAUUCUUCCUCGGCCCAGCAUCAAUGGACGAAAUGGCCAAACAAAUAGCUGAGGCUGAAGGACGCAGCGGCCGUAAUCGGGACUACCUUUUCAACUUGGCCGAUGCUAUGCGAACACUUGUGCCUGGAGCAGAUGACGUUCACCUCUUCCAAUUGGAAGCUAAAGUUCGGCAUUUAUCUACACAUAUCUGAUGAUAAUAAUAAUAAUAACAAUAAUAAUAACACUAACAAUAAUAAUAAUAAUAAUCUACCUCGAGAUAUCAUUAUUUUCUUCUAAUGUACAAUAAAAAGCAAAUUAUGAAUGA
Messenger RNA from Octopus bimaculoides (California two-spot octopus), 982 nucleotides. RefSeq names its product putative glutathione-specific gamma-glutamylcyclotransferase 2. Gene Ontology annotation, molecular function: glutathione specific gamma-glutamylcyclotransferase activity. Gene Ontology annotation, biological process: glutathione catabolic process. Gene Ontology annotation, cellular component: cytoplasm. The record is from RefSeq and is a predicted model, not a curated record. Lineage: Eukaryota; Metazoa; Mollusca; Cephalopoda; Octopoda; Octopodidae.